AUGGAUCGUGCAAAGAAACGUUUAGCAUCAGCAUUUGAUGGUUUUAGGAAUCAGCAUAAAACGGAAAUGGAACUAAAAGAGAAGAUAACUACGGAAGAUGUUUGCUUGACAGAAGUCGUAAGGCACGGAUUUCCAGACGAUCCUCGAUGUAUGGCCUACGAUACCGUGCAACGAUUGUUAGCCAUAGGCACGGGGCACGGAGUAAUCAGAGUUAUCGGAGGUGUUGGGGUGGAUUAUUGCCUGAAACAUGAAUCAAAUGCUGCUGUGCUUCAUAUACAAUUCUUGAUGAAUGAAAUAUAACCAUACCGCAUAUUUCUCUUUGUCAUUGCAAAAAAUGACAGUAUGUCAAAAGAUUAUUUCCUUCUCGAUCGUCAUGAAAUUUUAAUAAAGCAUAAAACAGCUGCUUUUCAGUGUGAAGUGACUACUGGAGCAUUAGUUACUGCAUGCCGUGAUGACCUGGUACAUUUGUGGAACUUUCGGCAAAAGGUACCAGUGGUGUUACACAGUAUACAAUUAACGAAGGAGCAAGUUACUUGUAUCAAUCAUUCUUUCCAAAGUAAAUGGCUAUAUUUGGGAACCGAACGUGGCAAUGUGUAUUUUGUUAAUAUAGCAACGUUUACCUUAUCUAACUACGCCAUCAACUGGAACAAAGCCAUUGAUUUGGGUGUCCGUACUCAUCCUGGUAGUGUAAAAGCUAUUUCUACCUGUCCUACUGAACUUUCUAAAUUAUUGCUUCUAUAUGAAAAAGGGAAUGUUGUAUUAUGGAAUCUUCAAACGAAGGAAGCAGAUAGGUUCAUAUCUGAUCAACCAGCCCGUUGCUUUGCAUGGCACCAUGAUGGCCGACAAUUUAUGUGUGGUACUGCAGAUGGAUCUCUUUUGGUUUGGAAUAUCCGAAAGCCAGGGGAAUAUACGCAAAAACUGCAACCUCAUGGGCAAAAAUGUAAUCCUAUUAAUCAGGUUGAUUGGAAGCACUCAGCAGAUGGAGAACAGUUAAUCAUUUUUAGUGGCGGCAUGUCGGAGGAAGAUGGUAUAUUACCUACUUUGACCAUAAUGAGAGCAUCAAAAUCAGUUACAGUUCUGGAAUUAGAUCAUCCGUUGAUCACCUUUGCAUCUCUAAAUACUUCCCCUUAUAGCAAUGUAUCACAGCAACCAUCUGCUGCUGCAGUACUUACGAAACAUGACUUGCUUGUUAUCGAUCUUACUACUCCAGGUUAUCCGUGCCAUGAAAAUGUUAGUCCCAUGGAUAUUCAUGAAUCACGGGUACAAUGCAUAUCCUAUUUUUCCGACUGUCCUCUUGAUUUACUUGGUGCUCUAGCACUUGUUGGUUCGAAACAGCGACGUCAAGGAUUCAGUGAUAAGCCAUGGCCAAUCACAGGUGGAAGUAGUCGCGACUGUGCAAUGGGUCAUCAAGAAUUAUUACUUACGGGCCAUGAAGAUGGGUCGAUAAAAUUCUGGCAGGCAUCGGGUGAGCAUCUGCAAAUUUUGUAUAAAUUAAAAAGUGGGCGACAUUUCGAGCGAAAUGAUGGGAUCGAAUUUUGUGAAGCAUCGCAAGCCGUUACGAUGAUUAAAUUAUGUCUGGAUUCUCGAUUGCUGCUAGUUGCUGGACAAAGUGGACAGUUGACAUUGUUUCGUUUUGUGAAAACCGAGAACUCUCAUGAGAUUACUGUAAUUCAUAUUCCAUCGGCAUUUUCUUUCUUAUCGAGCAGCGUGGAAUCGGCUAAAGGACCUUCUUCAAAGAGAGAAUUGAAGAGGCAAGGAACGGUAGUUUCAGUGGAAUCAAAUAGUACAGAUACCAGUGAGAAUAGCACACAUGAUGGUUACUUUCCAUUGAAAGUACGAGGUGGUGCGCUCAAAAGACCCGCAGGUUAUCAGCCAGAUUUGGUAUGCAUGGUUCCAUGGAGGAAUGUGUCACAACCGGAGGCAAUCACAGCGAUGGCUGUUAAUUCAGCAUACGGCAUUAUUGCUCUCGGUACAUCAGCAAGUUUAACUCUGGUUGAUUUAAUGCAAUGUAUUAUAAUAUGUUCUUGGUCGGUCGCUGAUCUAUGCGUUCAGCAGCCUUCAACACCAAUAUUGCUUAGUCAGAGCAGCAACUCAAGCCAAAAUGAUCCAUUCAUCGUACCACCGCAGGAACAAGAAACUUCCACAACAAGUGUUUCCGUACAAUUACCUUUGGAGAUGGAUGUCCGGGGACACUUUAGUUAA
This is a messenger RNA of Cercopithifilaria johnstoni, 2202 nucleotides long. NCBI's taxonomy places the organism in Eukaryota, Metazoa, Nematoda, Chromadorea, Rhabditida, Onchocercidae. The record is from the annotation of a GenBank genome assembly.